CUUAAAUUUCCCGGACAGAGAAAGGAGGAAAUUUCAAUAUUCAAUAUCAAUAAUAUAAAGUCCUGCAGUCUGAAUUAUGAUGGAUGAAGAUGUGGUGGUAUUCCUCAACACUCCUGUGUUGGGUCCCUUUGUAAUGGAGCAGGAGGCCACAGACCAAUAAGGCAGGGUGUGACUUGUAUGGAACACCAAUGUGGCAAGCAAUGCAGAACACAAGACACAAGAAACUGUAGAUGUUGCAAUCCUGUUGGGGUUUUUUCAAUUACUGGUAGAACCGCUGCCUCACAGUUCCAGAGACCCAGGUUCGAUCCUGACCUUGGAUGCUGCCUGUGUGGUGUUUGCAUGUUCUCCGUGUGGCUGUGUAGGUUUUCUCCAGGUUCUCCAGUUUCCUCCCACAUCCCAAAGACUUGACGAUUUGCAGGUUAAUUGUCUUCUGUAAAAUUACCCCUAAUGUGUAGGGAGUGGAUGUGAAAAUAGGAUAUCAUAAAACUAUUACGAAUGGGUGAUUGAUGGUCAACGUGGCCUUGGUGGGCCGACGGGCUUGUUUCCAUGCUGUAUUUUUUUUUAAACUAAACUCAAUGGAUCAGGCAGCAUUUGUGAAGGGAAAUGGACAGCUGAUGAUUCAGAUUGGACCAUUUUCAGAUUUGAUCAGUCCCCACCGGAAACAUCGCCUGUCCGUUUCCCUCCACAGAUGUUGCCAAAACCCUCCAGAAAACACAGGGUUAUCUUUGUGAUCGGUAAAGCAAUCACCCUGCCAAUGUUUGGUGUUUCCCGUAUAGAGGAGACCAUAUCAACUAGUUUGGAGGAAAUGUAGGUGAAUUGUGCUUUGCGGGAAGUUUCCCUAAGCGGGCUCAACCUAAAACGUCACCCAUUCCUUCUCUCCAGAGAAGCUGCCUGUCCCGCUGAUUUACUCCAGCAUGUUUGUGUCUAUCCCUAAACCAUGUUGGGAUAUACUUCUCCGUGUCCCCUGCUUCUGCCCCCAGUCUUCCCAUCCCUGUCCCAAUGAAUGAGAGACUUCAACCUGCCUUUCCCUUCUCUCACACAUAAACUCUUCCUGAAGGUCUGGGUUUAUCGUUGCCGAGCGCCGUUUCCUCUCCACACAACCUUCCAGCCUCUCCUGGCACUGGCAGAUGCCGUGCGAGGGGCGGGCUGGGUGCAAUCUAUCAGCCUACCUUCAACACCUUUGAGUUGAAGUGUGCGUGUGAGAGAGAGAGAAAGGAGGAAGGGACGGCGGGGCGGAACGGAGCUCGGUUCAUCUCAGUCGCUGCAAUAUUGACUUAUAGAGGAACGAUGAACGAGUAGAGGAUGGAGCUACAAGCGGCAGGUUUAGAACACCUGGAGAUCUUCUGCUUGGGACUAUUGCAAUUGUUUUAAAACAAGGCUAGUGUAAAUAAGAGUCAGGCAAUUGUCGGAUUCGGGAGAGGUUGAGUCUGGGCGUGCGAAUUUUGCUUUAAUCCGGUGUCACUUGGUUGGAGCGAAGGCUCGGACGCCGGCUGCUGCCUGCGCUCGCUGCUCGGGACCCGGUGCCGCGGUCCGGCCAUGGAGACGGUGCGGGGCUCGAACCCCGGCGCCCGCAGCCGCUGAUCCCCACACGAUGGAUACUGGUGCCACCUCCUCGCUGUUCACGAACCUGUCCGCCGGCGGGACAGGGCACACCGUGGGCAUCCGCUCUGCUUCCGUCCCGGUCAACAUACUGCUGGAAACCAUCAUGGUCCUGAUGUGUGUGGCUGCUAUCACAGGUAACGUUCUGGUGAUUGCCAUUAUCGCUGUGACCAAACACUUCCACUCGGUGACCUCAGUGUUUCUGGUCAAUCUGGCUGUCAGUGACUGUUUGGUGGGGCUUGGAGUCAUGCCAUUUGUUGCCAUGUCUGUGUUUUACCAGGAUUGGAACAGAUACAACGACCUGUGUCUCUACGUGGGCUACACCUCGUCGGUCUACUGCACGGCCUCAGUGCUGACGCUGGCUGCCAUCGCCCUGGACCGCUACCACGCCAUCAUUGACUGCCUGCAGUACAACUCGCAGAGCACCGUGCGCCGCACGGCCGCCACUGUGGUCUGGAUCUGGCUGCAGUCGGCCCUCAGCAGCUGCCCUCCGCUGCUGGGCUGGGGGCGCUUCGGCUACUCACCGGCCAUCCGCAGCUGCUCGGUGGCCUGGGCCGACAGCCUGAGCUACACGGGCUUCGUGGCCGUCGUGUCCUUCCUGCUGCCCGCCUCUGUCAUGAUCUUUUGCUAUGUGCGCAUCGUCAAGGUAGCACGGGGCCACGCCAAGCGGAUCCACGAUAUCGAGAACCAGCUGCAGCGCCGCCCGCCCGGUCGCGCCGCAGCCCCCGACCGCCCCACAUUCUCACAGCUCAUCUCCAGCGUCAACUUGCCCAUCAUCGCCGAUCACCGGUGCGAGGAGGCCCAGGGCCGCUGCCGCAGGCUGCAGGCCAAGGGGCCGGACAUCUUCUGCAAGUACGGCAGCCCAGGCCGCGAACACCAUGGCGCCUUCCGACUCUUCCUGGUCAUCUUCGCCUUCUUCUGCUGCUGGGUGCCAUACGAGGUGGUGGGGCUGGUGCAGGCCAUCGAGAUGGCGGUGGUGGGUGGCCAGCGGGCCUCAAGUGUGCCGCCUGGCCUGGUGACAGCGGCCCACUGGCUGGCCCUGCUCAACUCGGACAUCAACCCGCUGCUGUACGCGCUGCUCAGCAAGAGGUUCCGCAAGGCCCUGCGCCAUUGGCAGCGCCGGCUGGAAGCCAAGGUGGGGCUUGGGCGGGCCCGGCGGGAGGAAGCGGCCGCUGCCGCUGGGCUCUCCGCCCUCCUGCACGCCAAGCCGCCGGCCAGCCAGAGGAGGACCAGCUCCAACGUGACGGCCAUCAGCCAGCUCAGCCCCCGCCAGCCAGGGCUCCAGGCCCGCUCCUGCUCCGUCUUCUCCAUCAGCUCCCUGCCCCGCAGCGGGCAAGAUGAGCCCUUGGACGACCUGCUGUCCGGCCCGGCCUCCGCCAGCUCCCUGGUCUUCGUGCCGUGCGGCAAGGUGUCGGAGCACCACAGGGACCCGCAGAACGAUCCCGGUCCCAAACAAUACUUGAAAGUCCCGCAGCUUUCCCAGGAGGCUGACACCAUGCUGUUGCCGUCACAGACUUUCAGUGAGAAGCAAUCGUCCACUUAUGUAUUUGGAAAUAUCAUCGUUAAGGUUGAAAACGAUGCAGUUGACCUGUAGAUGCUUCGAACAUUGCUGCGCCAGUUGUAAACUGUAAACAAUGGGGUACUGUGGGUUGCAUUAGUCCAUGCAAGUGCCAAAACAGCGAGCCCUAGUUGACUCAACUGCAGGUUAAACACAAGCAUGGGUACUGUGCACACAUAGCCCAGACUCAUUUCAGGUAGGGGAGACAUUAAAGAAGCCUUGGAAGAAAUAAAACAGUGUAUAGGGUUGAAUGGCAGGGAAAAGCCCAGUUGAUCUUACAUGCUGUCUCACACUCAUGAUGGCUUGAGCACAAUCGUUUAAUGCUAGAGCGAGCCAUUUGUCAGUUUACAUCAUGUUGACACCUACAAGCAGUCCAGUCAGUGCUGUUCCUCCAUUCCUAUCCUGUAGUCCAGCAAAUUAUACUCUCUGAAGUAUCUAACAAAUGUGAAUGCCCCGUUGAAGGCUCGGAUUGCUUUUACCAGCCUUGCUAGUAGAGCACCACAUCACAACAACCCUCUACACAAAGUUUUCCUCAUAUCCCCUUUGUACCUUUUGUCCAAUUCUAUGCCCCUCUCCUUGGGCCUUCAACCAGCUGCUAAUGGGAUAAGGCACCUCUCUAUUUGGAAAAACUCAGCAUAACAGUAAUUUGACUCAAUGCUUCUCUGAGCACCCCCCACCCACCCCAAAAUAUACACAAACAGACACUACAUAACUCCCAAUGACCGGCAAAAAGUGAAAAGGAAAAACAUGAACCAAUACGGGAGAAUUAUAUCUGUUCUGUCCCAAUCUGUAUUGAAGUAAGAAAUCAAAGACAAAUGGUGUGAAUCAUCUAUGCACCUUAACACUGUUCAUUGCGCAUCCCAUGGAUGAUGUGACUACAGCCUUUUAAAUGGCUUUAAAGAGAAUCAGAUCUAUUCAUUUUGUGUUUAAUUUAACACGUUUGACACGAUCAUCCAAUGUCAGCUCUGUUUCACUGACCACAAAUGUUGCCUGACUCAUAGAACAUAGAACAACACAGCACAAUUACAGGCCUUUCGGCCCAACAUUUCUGUACCAAGCAAGAUGUCAAGAAACUAAUCUCCUCUGCUUCUCUGCCAGCAUGUCCUUCAUAUCCCUUCAUCCCUGCAUAUCUGAUGUGUGCCUAUCUAAAAGCCUUUUAAAUACCACUACUUCCACCACCAUCCAUGGCAACCUGUUCCAGGCACUCAUCACCUUCUGUGUAAAAGAAAAAGUCCUGUACAGCACAUCUCCUUUAAACUUUUCCCCUCUUAUCUUAAAGCUAUGCCCUCUAGUCUUUGAUAUUUCCAUCCUGGGAAAAAAGGAUUCAACUGUCUACCCAAUCUAUGCCACUACUUUUAUAUACUUUUAUCACGUCUCUCCUCAAACUCUGAUGAUCCAGAGAAAUCCAAGUUUAACCCACCUCUCCUUUCAGCUAAUACCCUCAAAUUCAGGCAACAUUCUGGUAAACCUUUUUUGCAUUCUCUCCUAAGCCUUCAGUAAUGGGUCGACCAGAACUGCACACAAUUCUCCAAAUAGGGCCUAACCAAAGUUUUGUACAGAUGCAACAUGACUUUCUGACUCUUAUAAUCAAUGCCCCCACCGAUGAAGACUAGCAUAACCCAGAAUCCGGUGUUGACACUUCCAUGGAGGUAUGAACUUUGACCCCAACCCCUCUGUACAUCAAUGCUAUUAGCUGUCUUGUAAUUCACAAUAUUCUUUCCCCUUACAUUUGACCUCCCAAAGUGUAAACUUCACAUUUGCUGUGUAUUUUCAACAUUUUCUAUUUUAAUAUAAGACUCCGCGUGUCAUUUUUUAUUGUAGUGGGUUGGAUUUCAUGACAUUGAAGAAGUGGGGACAAGUACAAUUUACAUCAAAAAUUUGGCAGAGUAUCAAAAUAUAAUUUUUCCAGCUUCGGUGAAGAUGCCAAGCAAGGUGGAAUCGUGAGUAGAGAGGUUGGUGUGGCUUCAAGAGUAUAUAUAAAUAUGCUCUAUCUGAGUGUGAGAUGGGAAUGUAAUAUUAUGUGGGGAAAAUGUGAGGUCACACACACUUAGGUGCAGAAAACCAAAAAGCAGAGUACAUUUUAAACAUUCAGGGACUGGAAAAUGUUGUGUUCAACAUGUGCUUAUAGGCAUGUCACUAAAAGCCCCCAUACAGUUGUGGCAAGCAAUUAGGAAGACAAAUGGUACAUUGGCCUUUAUUUUGAGUAGAUUGAGUACUCUGGGCACUUCCACUAUGUAAAGUUUAUUCUUAAACCUCCUCCUUAACCAUCAUCCAGGAACCUAAACAGUCCUUCCACGUCAAGCAAAGAUUUAUAAGCGCCUCCUCCAACCUUGUCCACUGUAUUCAGUGCUAAGGAUAUAGCCUCUGCAUCAGUGAAACCAAACACCGAUUAGGCAAUGUGUGAUAUUCCUCUGCCUUUGCUAGCUUGAUUAUUGUAAAAGUGGUCAGAAGGUCAUCCUGCGAACAUCCACCUCUGCGGCGCCUCUUUUGACCCCAGCCUCACUGCUAUCAGAAAAUCAGACAGCCGGUACUGGUGAAUUACAACUUUCCCCAGCUUAACCUAACAAAGACAGAAAACAUCCUCUUCAGACUCUGUUCCAAUAACAGAAGUUACAACAACUCAAUCCUCUCCUUGUCACCCUAUCUCAACUGUUUCAUAACCUUUUCUACCAGCAAUACAUCAAGCUUCUCGGAAACGCAAAUCUAAGUGUUACCGUGAUGUUUAAAUACUUCCUCCUAUUCAAUGCCGUCUGAACUUGUUGCUUCUCUGUGACUACACUUUUAGAAAUUCCCCUAAUUUCUCCAUGUCUAAUGUUCCAUGCUCAUCAAAUUCAUUUUAUCUGCCAUUUAACAGCAGCACCUUUAACUCCCUAGGUUACAGAUCAGAACGCCAACUCUCCUCCAUCCCUUUGUUCUCAGUUAAACCCAUACCAUUGUCCAAUUUUAUCGGUCCUCCUAACUUUAUUCCUUGGCUCAGACUUGUUUCAAUCUUUAGGGCACUUGGAAUAAUUUUCCAUAUUUUAAGCUCGGGCUGUUGACAUUAAAGAUUUUCCAAACAAUAGUUUUAUUUUAAAUGGUUUCUUUGCCCUGCCUGAACAUGAUAUUCGGUCAGGUCCUUCAGUUCUCUAUGACUGAGACCAAUUUGUGGAACACUGAAUGCUUGCAAUAUACAGAUUAAAAAUGACUGUCUUUUUCCACAAUUAGACUGGUCCAUUUGCAGCUGGGUCAGACUCAUAAAAUGAAAUAAAAUGGGAGCGGACAAAACUUUACUCAUCCCGACAGCCCUACUGCUCAAGGAACUCAAUGUGCCUUUCCUAUUUGGAGAGACCAUAUGCAGUUUAGUUGAUUGUGGUUCAAUUGAUAAUAAAAUUAUUUUUAAAAACCUCAGAUGCUUCCAUUAUCUUGUCUAGUGUCGCAAUGUCCAAAUGUUUCUGUUAUUAUUUUUGGCCAAGAAUGACGCCUUGCAUUUGAUGAACAUGCAAAGCCAGUAUAAGUCAACUCUGCAUUUCCUUGAGCCUGCUCUAACAUAGAGCAAAAUCUGAGCGGAGCAAUUCCACAUUGAUCCAUUCCAUAUUCCAGGGUUCUCAAGAAUCUUCAGUGUCAGUGAUUUAUUGUUUGCGAUUAACUUGUGUGUCCAGUAACUUGUGAAAAUUACCAAGUUCCCAGCAAAUAUUUCCGAAAACCCUCAGGUGGGACUAAGGAAAAAAAAGUUGUUCGGCACGGACUUGUAGGGCCGAGAUGGCCUGUUUCCGUGCUGUAAUUGUUAUAUGGUUAUAUGGUUAUAUCUGAGUUUUGUCCUUUUAGACAAAGACUCCAAUUGUGUCAUUGUCCUGGCUGUCCUUGUAUGGUUUGUAUCCUAUGGUCUGAAAAGGAAUCAGUUCCUUGGAGAAAUUCCCAGAUAUGUUUUCAGUUUCGCACCCUGUUUUGUUUUUUUGUUAUUGGAGACUCCUUCCACUUGACAACUUAAUGAUUACUUAAUUAAGGACAAGUACACCCUUUAAGAACUGAUUGAAGCACUACAUUGAGUAAUAAAUAGUUCUCUCAGCAAUGACAUGUGAACACUAAUUGCAGAAUGUACAGUGCAUUCAGAAAUUAUUCAGACCCCUUCAUUUUUCCAUGUUUUGUUACGUUACAGCCUUCUUCUAAAAUGGAUUAAAAUCAAUUUUGCCCCAUAAUUUAAAAAAAGCGAAAACAGGUGUUUAGACAUUUUUGCAAAGUAAUUAAAAAGAAAUAACCGAAAAUUCACAUUGACAUAAGUAUUCAGACCCUUUACUCAGUACUUUGUUGAGGUACCUUUGGCAGUGAUUAAUGGGCCUGUCCCACUUGUGCGAAAACCGGGAACUGGAACGGUGACAGACAGACAGACAGACA
Leucoraja erinaceus (little skate) is the source of this 7528-nucleotide messenger RNA. RefSeq names its product beta-3 adrenergic receptor. Gene Ontology annotation, cellular component: membrane. The record is from RefSeq and is a predicted model, not a curated record. The coding region runs from base 1592 to 3193 and encodes 533 amino acids. Gene Ontology annotation, biological process: G protein-coupled receptor signaling pathway. Gene Ontology annotation, molecular function: G protein-coupled receptor activity. The transcript is spliced from 3 exons. Lineage: Eukaryota; Metazoa; Chordata; Chondrichthyes; Rajiformes; Rajidae.